Pristis pectinata (smalltooth sawfish) is the source of this 1612-nucleotide messenger RNA. RefSeq names its product spindle and kinetochore associated complex subunit 1 (gene ska1). The transcript has 7 exons. The record is from RefSeq and is a predicted model, not a curated record. NCBI's taxonomy places the organism in Eukaryota, Metazoa, Chordata, Chondrichthyes, Rhinopristiformes, Pristidae. Gene Ontology annotation, cellular component: outer kinetochore; mitotic spindle; spindle microtubule. Gene Ontology annotation, biological process: mitotic cell cycle; cell division; chromosome segregation. Gene Ontology annotation, molecular function: microtubule binding. The coding region runs from base 181 to 936 and encodes 251 amino acids.
UCCUCUUCAAAGUGUGAAUUAGUUAUAGUAGUGAAGAAGUAUAUGCUCGGGUGAUGUUGCUGCUGGUGUUUUUAACCCUGGUUUCGCUGUGCAGAGCCUGGGCCUCCCCGUCCUGUGCCCGGACCCAGGGCUUUCCGCAGGAACAAGAUUAUCUUAGAUUUCAUACUGAUUUAUGUGAAGAUGACCUCUUUAGAAGAUGUAUCACUUCAACUGAACAAUAAGAUAUCUUCCAUCAAAAGACUGCUGCAGCUGAAGAGCAUGGGUAAUGACCCUUCCCUUACAACAAUGCUCCAGAAGAUUGGAUUGGAGUUAGCUAGCAUUCAAAAUACUUUACAUACAUUUCAAGCACUGAUACAGCAGCAACAAACUGAAAUGAAAUCCCUUAAGGAUCUGAAAAAUUCAGUUCAGAAGAAUUCUGAAGUAGCGCAUCAUUUACUGGAAAAUAUUCCAGCUCAUCUUCCUAGGAAAGCUGCUCAGAGCGGUACAGAAGAUCCAAAAGAUGAAAAGGUUCAAGGGGAUCCUGUUCAACCUGUACCUGAAGAGAAAUCUGCCAAGUCUAAACAUGUUGUUCGUGAAAUAGAGUACCUCUUAAUGGAGGAAUUUAACCAUGUUCCUGGGUACAUGAAAGGUCGUAUGACCUAUGAUCAAAUCAAUGCUGUCAUCCAUGAGCUGAAUGCCACUGUGAAAGCGAAGUACAAGAUCCUAAACCAGUCAUUGAAAUCCAUGAGUAACAUCGCUCGUAAUCAGUAUAAUACUUUUAAAGAACAGGAAACCAAGGAAACAAAAGGUCAGUAUUUCUUUGUAGAAGCUGACAUAAAGGAAUUCACGCGUCUUAAAGUUGACAAGAAACUUCAGGGAAUCUUCAAUAUUCUGCGACAUUGUCACCGAUUGCGAGAGGUCCGGGGGAAUCAUCUUGUGCGUUAUGUGCUACUUUAAGGGGAUUGUGAAUUGCGUUGGUAUUCUUCGGACACAUGAAUGCUAAAUACUAAAAGAACAAUUUGCCAAUCAUUUUGCAGUAAGGAAAAUGUAUUGGAUUUAUUAUCGUUUCUCUAAGUGGUUUUCUGCUGAGGAGUGAUGGCAGUCUAUCAAAUCCCUGCCUGUUCUGAAGAACUGUCUAAAGCUUUUUUAAAUAUAUGUAUAUAUUUUUUUCCUUUUAACCACCCCACUUCUGAUAUCCUAAUAUCAUACAUCACCUUAAUGGCUUUUCACACACUUCCACCCAUAUAUCUGAACUGAAAUCAACUUCUUUCCACUGUUCCUUUUUAUAAUUAAAGAUGGAGCUUGAAUUAGCUGUCCCAAGUCUAGGAAAUGUAAUCUAAAAGUGAUGUAAGCCUUGAACCUUUCUGUAGAGGUUGGCAAAAAAUGCACAGAUGAAGUACGAAUAAAAUUUCCUUUCAUCUUGUGGCUUUGUUUAUAUUUAAAUGAAUAAUACAAACUUCAGUUGCUAUCUCUGCGUAACAACACAAAGCAAAAGGAUAUUUAGUCUUGUAUUUAUGCAUGUAAACUGAAUUUAAACUGAGUAUACUGAAUUUACUGAACUUCUGUCUACUAUUGUUGAGAUGUGCUCUUUAUUAUGAUUCCAGAGUUUUUAGCAAGAUCUACAGUACCUGAU